AUGACAGAUUACGCAACACGGCACAAGGUCUACAAAAGCGGCCUCCGGGAAUGGGCGCGAAUGGUCAACAUGUCAGGCCGACUGAGCGGCUCACAGGAUCCAGCAACGCCGCAGCUCAUGCAGCAGCACGCGCACUCAAUCGUGCAGCAGAUGCGCGCCGCCGGUCUGCAGGAGGUGCUCAUCGCGCUCAUGAAACGGCAUCUAACCCAGUUGCAGCAGAGCCAGCAGCAGCGGGCGCAAUUUCGGAAGGAACUCAAUGGCCAAGGUAUGCCUCAACAGCCCCAACAGCCCAACUCCUCCAUCCUCAUUGCGCCUCAGCAACCACAUUUUGGGCAGCCGCCGUGCCAAGCGAUCAUGCCGCCGUCGCAGCUUCAAGUACAGAACGCGGUCAAGAUCGUGCAGAAUUUCAAGGUCCAGAAGCUGAUCCUACUGGACGAGCAGAGUCUGGAAUAUAAUCAAGUGUGUGAGCAGCUCCUCCGCAUUGCCAGCUACCUGGACCCUAAACUGCCGUGGAUCGCUGUCAUUCUGAAGGAUGAGCUCACUCUUCGCAAGCUGGUUGCCAUUAUUCUCCUCGCACAACAGCAGAAGGUUAUAAUUUCCUCUGCAACGCCGAAGUACGAUAUCGACCUCAACACCGUGAAGUCGAUGAUAUCGCAGGCUCAGACUGUUAUCAAGCUGGCCAACACGGACAGCAGUGUAGCGCGCAUAUUGCAUGUAUACGGCUGGAUACGCGAGCGGGACGUUCCUCGAUCAUAG
Messenger RNA from Punctularia strigosozonata HHB-11173 SS5, 756 nucleotides. RefSeq lists its product as uncharacterized. The record is from RefSeq and is a predicted model, not a curated record. The coding region runs from base 1 to 756 and encodes 251 amino acids. Lineage: Eukaryota; Fungi; Basidiomycota; Agaricomycetes; Corticiales; Punctulariaceae. The transcript is spliced from 3 exons.